GGCUUGCGUCAGUUUUAAAUCCAUCGCAUCUGCCCGCCUGUGAGCUAAAUAUAAGGUCAAAUAUAGGAACAUCGAUACAGUAGAUUCUCAGCUAACACUUUCUGAUAAUAUUGGAGAUUAUAUAUCGGUGGACUUGGAGAAAUUUGACUUUAAAGUAAAGGAGGGACAAAGGGCAAUCGGAGUCUACAAAGAUGAGAAAAGGGAUCUUAUCAGCCCCGGAGAAAGUAAUAAUAACAGGGGUUGGGAGUUCUUCGCUGGACAAAAAUACGAUUUUAACGGCUUUGUCAGAUCGAUUAACUUCUGGUCUUUCAACCACUGCAUAUAUACAAAUUAUCACUCCACCGCCCUGUAUUACACAGGCUUCCAAUGUUAGUGUGUCCGAUCCUCCAGCUGGCAAUAUAUACUCCACUCCAAACGGAACUGCAAAUGGAACAGGACAACGACCUACAUUAGGACGUCCUCCGGCGAAGCGGCGUUUGGAGCUGGAUGAGACUGACCGCCAGUCCCCCAGCGAAGGAGCCAAGACCCCCAAGGGCAAGGGCGGAGCCACUGCGCCCGGUGUCAGGAGCCCCAGAACUCCAAAGUCACCAUCGGAGAAGACGCGCUAUGACACGUCUUUGGGCCUUCUGACCAAGAAGUUCCUGCAGCUGCUGGGCCAGUCCUCGGAUGGGGUGGUGGACCUGAACCGGGCCGCUGAGAUUCUGAAGGUCCAGAAGAGGAGGCUCUACGACAUCACCAAUGUACUGGAGGGUGUGCAUCUCAUCAAGAAGAAAUCCAAAAACAACAUUCAGUGGAUGGGCUGUAACCUUUCAGAGGGCGGGGCAGAGCUGACACGGUGCCAGAGCCUGAGCCGCGAGGUGGCGGAGCUCGGCCGAGAGGAGAAGAAGCUGGACGAGCUGAUCCAGAGCUGCAGCCAUGACGUGCGGGAGAUGACGGAGGAUGCACGCAACCAGAAGUUCGCCUACAUCACGUACCAGGACAUCCGGCGCGUCCGCAGCCUGCGGGAUCAGACCGUGAUCGUCGUCAAAGCGCCCUCGGAAACCAAGCUGGAGGUGCCUGAUCCUCAGGAGAGUUUACAGGUCCACCUAACCAGCACCAAGGGGCCCAUAGACGUGUUCCUGUGUCCAGAUGAGAACACGCCCAGCAGUCUGAUGAAGGACAGGGCCCUGGAGGUGAAUGGAAACUCCUCGCCCUUCGUAAAAGUCUCAGAUGAGCCCGGCGUCAGUGGAAACAGGACCGUGGACCCCGACUGCGCAGUGACAGUCACCAACAUCUCGCCCAUCACCUCACCCUUCACCUGCCUGCUGCAGCAGACCGAGGACCAGAUCCCGUCUGUGACCGAGGGACCCUUCGUCAACCUGUCUCCUCCCCUCCUAAACGAGGACUAUCUCCUGAGCCUGGGGGAGGAGGAGGGCAUCAGCGACCUCUUUGACGCCUAUGAUUUGGACAGGCUCCCGCUGGAUGACCUCCUCUGCAACUGA
Megalops cyprinoides (Indo-Pacific tarpon) is the source of this 1481-nucleotide messenger RNA. RefSeq names its product transcription factor E2F3-like. Gene Ontology annotation, molecular function: RNA polymerase II cis-regulatory region sequence-specific DNA binding; protein dimerization activity; DNA-binding transcription factor activity, RNA polymerase II-specific. Lineage: Eukaryota; Metazoa; Chordata; Actinopteri; Elopiformes; Megalopidae. The record is from RefSeq and is a predicted model, not a curated record. Gene Ontology annotation, biological process: regulation of transcription by RNA polymerase II. Gene Ontology annotation, cellular component: RNA polymerase II transcription regulator complex. The transcript is spliced from 7 exons. The coding region runs from base 192 to 1481 and encodes 429 amino acids.